CGGCCAAAAUAGUUUAUCAGACACUCGGUGGUGUUGAGGGCAGAAGGGAAGGAGCUAAAACAGAACAAAACAGCUUUUGACGCAAAGACCUACACUGUGGAUAAAUGAGCUGUUGGGUUCAUCCCUUUUACUGCAUCAGCGAUGUAUAUGCGACGAGAAAAGGGAUACGCCUGGAUUCUUAUUGUUGCCCUGCUUUGUCUUUGUGACCGGACUGCAGCGCAGUUAUCUUACUCCAUUUCCGAGGAGGUGAACAAAGGCACCGUAGUGGGGAAUAUCGCAAAGGAUUUAAACCUCAACGUGCAGGAACUAGAGACCAGGGACCUGCGCAUUGUUUCGAGUUACAGUAAGAAAUAUUUUGACGUGAAUCUGAGGACCGGAAGCCUCUUUGUUGACGAGAGAAUAGACAGAGAGGAGCUUUGUCCGCAUGUGGUAAAAUGCUCCAUAAAAAUACAAGCUGCUCUAGAUAAUCCGAUGAAUGUAUACCGCAUCGAAGUCAGUAUUCUUGAUAUAAAUGAUAAUUUGCCUUCUUUCGUUGAACAAUUGCAUUUAUUUAACAUCACUGAAUCACUGUCACCAGGAGAGCGAUAUCUUCUCCCAGUGGCAGUAGAUGCGGACAUAGGCAGCAACACAGUGAAGAGCUACAAGCUGAACCCAAAUGAACAUUUCUCGCUCGAUGUGCAGAGUGGUGGAGAGCACGGUGUGUCCGCUGAGUUGGUGCUGCAGAAAGCUUUAGAUCGAGAGAAGCAGUCGGUGAUGAAGCUUAUUCUGACGGCUGUAGAUGGAGGUAGACCGCCUAGAUCAGCGACUUUGCAGUUAACUAUUAAUGUUAUCGAUGUUAAUGACAACACACCAACUUUUAGCAAAUCGCUUUAUAAAGCCCGUGUAAGUGAAAAUACCGCGCACGGAACACUUGUUAUAAAGUUAAAUGCAACCGAUUUAGACGAGGGCAUGAACAGUAAGAUCCUGUAUUCCUUGAUCAAACGAGGUAACAUUGAUCCAUCUAAUAUUUUUGAUCUAAAUUCAGAAACUGGAGAAAUUACUGUGAAGGGAACAUUGGAUUAUGAAGAGACGCCUGCUUAUGAGGUCAGAGUUCAGGCAAUGGAUCAAGGAAUUGUUCCUCGUAGUGCACAUGCUAAACUAUUGAUAGAGAUAAUUGAUGUGAAUGACAAUGCCCCAGAUAUAUCAGUGACGUCACUGAUGACCCCUGUAAAAGAAGACGCAGAACUGGGGACAAUAGUUGCUUUUAUUACGGUUAAUGAUAAAGAUGGAGGAAACAAUGGUGCAGCUAAAUGUAAGGUAGAGGGGUCUGUUCCGUUUAAACUUCAGUCCAACUACAAACACGACUACUCUUUAGUAGUAGAUGGACCAUUGGACAGAGAAAACACUUCUCUUUACAACGUCACCAUCACAGCCACAGAUGAGGGAAGUCCGCCUCUGUCCAGCAGCAGGAUCGUUACUGUUCAGGUUUCUGAUGUCAAUGACAACGCACCUCGGUUUAUGGAGCCUGUGAUUAAUGUUUAUGUGAAAGAAAACAGUCACACAGGCUCCAUUAUUUAUACCAUAAAGGCUUUUGAUCCUGAUUUGGAUGGUAAUGCAAAGUUGACUUACACGUUGUUAGAGAGUUCUCCAAAAACUAUUCCGAUUUCAUCAGUUAUAAACAUCAACUCAGAGACCGGAGAUAUAGUCAGUCUACAGUCUUUUAACCACGAGGAGCUAAAAACGUUUCAGUUUAAAGUUCAGGCCACAGACUCUGGUGUUCCUCCGCUCAGCAGCAACGUGACUGUGAACGUUUUCAUCCUGGAUGAGAAUGACAACAGUCCCGCGAUUCUCGCGCCCUAUUCCGAGCACGGAUCCGUUAACAGCGAGAGCAUCCCCUACUCUGCUGAAGCGGGAUACUUUGUGGCAAAGAUCAGGGCCGUAGACGCAGACUCUGGAUACAAUGCGCUGCUCUCUUACCACCUCUCUGAGCCCAAAGGAAACAACCUCUUCCGCAUCGGAACCAGCACCGGGGAAAUCAGGACUAAGAGGAGAAUGAGUGACAAUGACCUGAAGACUCACCCCCUGGUGGUCUUGGUUUCUGAUAACGGAGAACCCUCCCUGUCGGCUACCGUGUCUAUCGAGGUGGUGGUGGUCGAAAGCACAGCUGACAUCCAGACUCAGUUCAGACAUGUGCCCAUAAAGGAGGAGAGCUUCUCCGAUUUAAACCUGUACCUGCUGAUCGCCAUCGCGUCGGUGUCACUGAUCUUUCUGCUCAGCCUCAUCAGUUUAAUAGCGGUCAAGUGCCACAGGUCAGACGGCAGUUUCAGCAGGUACGGCGCCCCAAUGAUCACCACCCACCCUGACGGGAGCUGGUCUUACUCUAAAGCUACUCAGCAGUACGACGUCUGUUUCAGCUCAGACACACUCAAGAGUGACGUAGUGGUUUUCCCCGCACCGUUUCCGUCUGGAGACGCGGAGCUGGUCAGUAUUAAUGGAGGAGACACGUUUACCAGGACUCAGACUUUACCUAAUAAAGACAAGGUGAGUUGA
This is a messenger RNA of Xiphias gladius (swordfish), 2529 nucleotides long. Its product is annotated as protocadherin alpha-5-like. Bases 142 to 2529 code for a protein of 795 amino acids. Gene Ontology annotation, cellular component: plasma membrane. The record is from RefSeq and is a predicted model, not a curated record. NCBI's taxonomy places the organism in Eukaryota, Metazoa, Chordata, Actinopteri, Istiophoriformes, Xiphiidae. Gene Ontology annotation, biological process: homophilic cell-cell adhesion. Gene Ontology annotation, molecular function: calcium ion binding. The transcript has a single exon.